Messenger RNA from Spodoptera littoralis (African cotton leafworm), 2592 nucleotides. The record is from the annotation of a GenBank genome assembly. NCBI's taxonomy places the organism in Eukaryota, Metazoa, Arthropoda, Insecta, Lepidoptera, Noctuidae.
AUGGAAGAUGAAAUGAAACAAUUAAAGUCCCUGUUGCGGUCUCUAGUGGUAUCGAGCCCAACACAAAUGGAUGUGCGUAGUUUGCUACGUGACUACCGCAACAUGGUUGGCGAGCCUGUUCCAAUCACUAAGUUUGGUCAUAAGGACCCAGUCGCAUUUUUAAGAGAACGUUGCAACGAUUCCUUUCUGUUUACAGGUCCGCCAUCAAAUCCAGUACUCACUCUGAUUGUACCAGAGACAUUAAAACACAUUGAUCAGUUUGUACAGAGACAAAAAGUACCAUCCACUUCGAAAUUUAAAUCAAAAAGAAGAAGUGUGCCAGAAGCUACAAUAGCCAGACCAACAAAGAAUAAUGUAUUUGAAUCAUUCGGGUCGAGAUCCACCCCCGCGCCCGCGCCCGCGCCCGCGCCCGCGCCCGCGCCUGCGCAGCAGUCGGGGCCGCGCGCGCGCCCCUCGCGGGACAGCACGGAACCUGCCGCCAGUCCCAACACUACGGUGACCAGUAAUGACGUCCAGAAUUUCUUGAAGAAGCGCAUACCGCUAUACAACGACCUACAUACUAUUGAAGACGUUAAAGAUGGAGCAGUAUCACUCGCCCUCGACAAUGAUGAACUAGAUUCUGGGAGACAUACUUCGUCUAGUAGCGCCAGUACGAAGGCUCGUCAGUUCGAGGAGCUAAAGUCCGAGAUAAUGGAGCUGAUCUCUUCGGCGCCCGGCGGCGUCUGGUGCACGGACCUCAUCCGACUCUACAGGGAGCGCUUCGAGCGCGAGCUGAACUUCAAGCGGUUCGGGUACAACAGCAUCCUCAGCGUGGCGUGCGCGCUGGAGCCCGCCCUCAGCAUCGCGCGCCCCGACCCCACCGGCGACUGGCUGCUGGCGUCGCCCGCCGCGCCCGCGCCCGCGCCCGCGCCCGCGCCCGCGCCCCGCCCGCGCCCGCAGCCGCGCGCGCCCGCGCCCGACCCCGACGACGCCUUGCCGGGCAUCGACUUUGACCCGGACGUGUUCCCGGAGGACUGCAUGAGCUACUCGGAGAGCAUCCCGGCGCUGUCGCUGCACGACUGCGUGCCCGGCGCCAUGCUCGAGGUCAUCGUCGGCGAGGUCUACUCGCCCUCGCACUUCUGGCUCAUCCGUCUCGGCCAGCACUACAACAUCGCCAUGGAGGACAUGAUGGACGACAUGAAGCGCUACUACAACGGCGCGGGCGCGGCGCGGGCGCUGGCGCGGGGCGCCGUGCGCGUCGGCCACUACUGCAGCUCGCUCUACGAGAACGACUGGCAUCGCUCGCUCAUCGUCAAGAUCCUCGACAGCGACACCGUCAAGGUGCGGCACGUGGACUACGGCACGGUGGACACGGUGCGCGUGGCGGCGCUGCGGCCGCUGCGGCGCUGCUGGGCCGCGCUGCCGGCGCAGGCGGUGCGCGCGCGGCUGGCGGGCGCGCGGCCCUGCAGCGCGGGCCGCCGCUGGCCGCCGCCCGCCGCGCUGCACUUCCUGCGCCUGGUGCAGGACACGCGCUUCGUGGCCAACGUCGUGGCGCGGGACCUGCAGGAGGAGCUGCUGGAGGUGCUGCUCAUUGACACGUCCGCGGCCGACGACCGCUGCGUCAGCGCCGCGCUCGUGCGCGCCGGCCACGCCGACCCGCGCGCCGACUCCGCGCUGCGGACGGCGGAAUGCUACCUGUACCCGAGGUUCGAGGCGCUGGAAAACGCCGAUACCCCCAAUUUGGCCGAGAUCUGCGCCUACCUGCGCGACGGCAUCGCGCUCGACUACGUGGAAGCCUACCGGCGCCACGUGCCCAUGUGCCUGCCGCCACUCGCGCCCGCGCCCGCCCUCGCCCCCGCCCUCGCCCGCGCCCCCGCACCCGCCCGCGCUACCCCAAGCUCCGCCGCUUCCGCGAGCGCCGCACAAGUAACUUCGCCGGCCUUCUCCCCGCCUACCGCAUCCUCGUCUAACUCUUCCCCGCCUAACUCAUCCCCACCGACUUCAUCCCUAUCUACCUCAUCCCCGCCUGCCGCAUCCUCGCCUGACGCCUCCCCGCCUGCCGCUCCGUCGCCUGCAGCGCCCUCAAUUGUCUCGGCGACCACUGUACAGGUCUCCUCUCCCCCUCCCUCCCCGGUACCGGUCCGUGCGGCGACACCGACGCCCCCGCCUGCUUCGGCUUCGGGUUCCCCGCCGCCUGCGCCGCCAUCGGUGCUGCGUACUGGCAUUCCACUGCUGUGGCCCGAGCCCGGGCCGUUGCCGGCGCCUGGCUUCAGCUGGGGCGGCGGGGGCGGGGGCGGGGGCGGGGGCGCGGUGCUGAGCGUGGUGGAGUGCGCCACCUACAGCCGCCUAGCUAGCGUCAAUCCUGAGGCAGCGCGCUGGUACAUGGCGGGCGCGCUGGGUCGCGCGCUAGGCACACCCCCGCCCGCGCCCACGCCCGCGCCGUGGGCCGCACCCAUGCGCACGCCGUGGGCCGCACCCCCGCCCGUGCCCUGGGCACCCUGGGCACCGCCCGCGCCCUGGGCCACGCCGCCGCCCGCGCCGUGGGCCGCGCGACCGCCCGCGUGCGGCCCGCCGCCAUCGUUGCUGGGGCCGCCGCCCGGCUUCGGUGCCUAG